AAAAUUUGAAUAUAUUAUCUACCGUCAGUACUAUAAAACCACGUUGGCGUAAAACUGUCGUGCUGAGCUGCUUUACGGCGCUGAUUGUGUCUCAUAACAGUGUGGCGCCGUAUGCUCGGCUGUCCUUGCAGUGAUGUGCAGAGCCUAUGACACCUGUUGAAGUCCACAACGCCUGACAGACACAAAUUCAGUCUGUACAUAAGGGAAAAAAAAAAAUCUCACAACAUGGCGUCUCCCUUCCUCAAGUAUGCGGUGCUGCUCCAGAAGUACCGCACGCCGCUGCUCAUUGCGAGCUGUGGCGGGGUCUUCGCAGCCAACAUGUUCUACCAUGUCUUCCCCGACAUGUCGUACCGGCAGCUCUACCAAGCCUGGCACAAGGGAGAGCCGGUCACCCUGUCUGAAAAACUGGAGGUUGUCUUUCAGCAGGUGUUGAGGGACUAUGGCAUCAGCUCACCCAACAAUUUCUCUGCUUUCGCCUCCUUUGGAUUCCAUCCAGUUGGGGCUGGUGUCCCGUGGCUUCCUUCUGGGGCUCAGAUUGGCAUCCCAGCCAACUUCAACAGUACUACUGAUGACACAGGCGGGAUCACAAACCGCACCAUUUUCAUCAAUGGGAAAACAGUGGAGUGGGACAGUGAUUCUGGCCUCGCUCUGAAGGAGGCGUUAGUGUUUUCCCCUGAGGCACAGAAGUUUGCCAUAGCGCGAGAGGUGGCCCGCCUGGAGUCCGGAGGGCCCAUUGUCAGUGCUGCUGUCGCCCCGUUUUGUCUUGGUGGAGUCUGGGUGUACAGUGUGCUUCUGAAGCAGGUGUUUGGGCUCCAUGCAGGGCCCGUGCUGCUCCGCGGGGCCGUGAACAUUCUGGCAUUGGGACUCGGUGCCGUGUCCUACUUCCUUACCUCGGACACCGUCAGCCAAUGGAUGGACUACAGCUCAGACAGGCGUGCGGCAGGAGUGUCCCACAACUAUGCCAAGGGAGGGGUGGAGUUCUACGAUAAGAUCCUGUCCAGGAACAAGACACUGCGCUCUCUGAUGGGGCCAAAGGGAGAGGAGAUGUACGCGCCCAGUGGCAACUUGUUCCCAGCCCACCUUCUCCAGUUGAAACACGCACCCUACACCUCCAGGAGGGAGGGCAUCCUCAGUCUGCUGAAAGAGGAGAAAGCAUGAACGUUGACAGGGUGGGGGGGGCUGUUGUGUUGAACAUUCAGUUGGAUGUCUUCAAUGGGCCUCAUCUGAGCUAAUGUAAUGGUCUGAUUUAUAUGUAUGACUGUAAAAGACAGUUAUAAUGUGGUAGCAGUGAGAGGAUUUGUGAGCUCUUUUCUCGAGACAUUUUGAGUUUGUUAAAAGUUUAGGAAUCUGCAAAAGACUGAAGCAGACAACCUUUUUCAUGACAAAGAUUUCAAAGUGCAUGAUGCAAAACUCCCAAAGGUCAGUUGAAGCAAGGACUAUUAAGAAGUUAAAAAGUGCUUUAACAUGUUAAUUCAUGGAUGUGGAAUAGGCGCAUACUUUGAUUUUUGAGUCUGAUUCUCAGCUUUGGCCUACUCACUGAUCAAUUACGUGCUUAUUCCACAUCUUUAUUAGUUGAGUCUCAAUGGUCCUCACUCCAGUCAACCCAUGGCAAUUUUGUAUUGUGCACCAUUAAACACUGUCUGAGGUUUACCUCUUGGUUUACUUGCCAAGGGCUGAUGAACUAACUAAAAUGUACCUCAAUAAUUUUUACUGGCCAAAACAAGAAAUAUAUAUUUUUCAUAUAAGUACUUCACUUGACUCUUUCUCUGCUGUUUUGUAUAUUGUAUUUUAUUCAUAAGGAAGGAAUGAUUACAAGACAGCAUUUUGAGAUGUUGAAUGUUGUUAAUUAAAAGUUGGUAGCAUGACUGAUGACUUAUUUAUCUGCUCAAAUCCAUUUUUGACAGCAUUUGGUGCAUUGUAUGUUCUAAUUUGACUCCACGGUAUAAAUAAACAUAUGACAUAACAUAUAUUGCAAGCUAUUGUCAUGAAGAAUCAAAUCUCAUAGCUGUCGGAGCCAGAUAUUGCAACAUAUACUGUCUGUUAAGAAAGUGAAAUACUGUACACCGUUGAGAAUAACCCUGAAAUCCUCUUCUGCUGCUCUGCUUCUAAAAUCAGCACACCGGUUUUCAAAAAUGAUGUGGAGGAACCACAAAAUACAAUAGUACAAAAACAACAAA
Messenger RNA from Myripristis murdjan (pinecone soldierfish), 2177 nucleotides. RefSeq names its product transmembrane protein 177 (gene tmem177). The transcript has 3 exons. Gene Ontology annotation, cellular component: membrane. The coding region runs from base 226 to 1158 and encodes 310 amino acids. Lineage: Eukaryota; Metazoa; Chordata; Actinopteri; Holocentriformes; Holocentridae. The record is from RefSeq and is a predicted model, not a curated record.